AUGGAUAAAAUUGAAUUGACGCAGGAGCAGAAGGAUUGUGUAGAAUAUCCGCUUACUGAACAGAUUUUAAUAAUUGAUGCUGACCCAGGCACCGGCAAAACCGAGAUUUUAAGACAUCGAGUUAAGUUUAUCCAUCACCAAAACGAAAAAAGGAGAAAAUUUAUUCUAGUCGUGGCGGUCGGAAAGAAUAUUAGCCUAUCCAUAAAAAGAAAAUUAAAAGAAGAAGGAUUAAAAAAAAUCUUUCAUACUUUAAGAACAGUUAUUCCUGAAUUCUCGCAUCCGAUUCCCCAGUGUGAGGAUAUUGAUUGCCCGAAUAUUACCGGAUAUGAGGAAUUUUUAAUUCGGAUUAAAGAUUUUUAUCCGGAAAGCGAGUUAGGUUUUUACCCCGAAUUAGUAGCCAUUUGCCAAGAAAAUCAAGCCAAAAAUGUUUGGUUAAGUUUUGAGGACAUGAUUGAAAAUGUUCUUCUUUUUCACAACCGCUUUGACACCCCUGAUUUAAAGAGGAAUUUAUUAAAUUUCAUUACGGAAAUACUUAGCCGACCCACUACUAAUUUUACUUUCGUGGGUGACCCUAAACAAAAUAUUAUGGCUUUUGCCGGUGCUACCGAUGACAUUUUUCAAUUACUAAAAGACAAGUUUCCUAAUUGUGUGCAAAAAGAAAUAUCAAUCAGUUUCCGAGUUCCCCAAGAAAUCGCGGACGUAGCGAAUGAUUUCACCCGGAAAUUUAUGACGAGACGCAAGCCAAAAUUAGCCACUAAUAAAACUAAUGGUGGCAAAAAGCCGGUGGUUUUUUUGGCUAGCUCGGAGCAAGAUUAUCAAUUAACUGAGGAAGAAGAAAAAAGACUUUUGGACGAAGAAAGAGCAGAAACAGGCCUGACAGAAGAGGAAGUUUAUGAAUUUACUCGGCAGAUUGAUAAGCAAUUAAUAGAAAGAAAUAUUGAAAACGCUGGUAAAACCAGACUUUCUUCCAUUCACAAAGCCAAAGGUUUAGAAUUUGAUUAUGUUUUUUUAAUUGCAAAUCCAACUCAUCAACAUUCAAAUCCAACUCCUUCAAUAGCCGAAAUAAUAGGCGAUGAAGGCGAAAAAAAAGCAUUCAAACUUUUGGCUAAUAACAAAAAAAUCAACGAAGCCUUUUAUUAUUCACCCACCGAAAAUUUUCACCAUCAGCAAGGAAUUUGGAAGCAGCAAAUUAUUCAUCAAGAAAAAAUUGCGGAGGAUUUUAACUCGGCCAAACCAAUCGUUUAUCUAGUCAGUUUUCCCACCGGCGAGUUAGCCCAUGAUUUUCAGGUUUUUCUUAACCAGAAAGAAAAUGUUGAAUUACUAGUAGUUCACCAUGAUAAGGUUCAUACUAAAACUUGGAAAUUGGUAGAGUCCAGGCAGCCUUUGUCCUCGCUAGUAAAAAAAUAUGAAAAAAAAACUGCUAUUAACGAAAAUUUGAUAGAAAAAGAAUUAAAAAAUCUCCGGACUAUCCGAGAAAUAAUUCAAGCCGCUGCUACAGUGGGCGUGAAAUGUAUUUUAAAUGUGGGUUACGACAAGUCCAGCAAUCAAAAAAUAAUAGAACAGUUAAAAGAGUUUGCUAACUUGUAUGGAGCCUUGGGUUUGCACCCGAACAGCAAUGAGGACUUGACAGAAGAAAAUUUAAAGUUAGCCAAAAAAUACAAUUUACCUGUGUUAUUACACAUCCGCGAGGCUUUUGCUGACGCUUACGAAAUGGUGAAAGAAAGUGGAAUAAAAAAAGGCAUACUUCAUUGUUUUACUGGCAAUUGGGAAAUAGCCGAAAAGUUCAUUAAUUUAGGUUUUUAUGUUUCUUUUGCGGGCAACAUUACUUAUAAAACUGCUAAAUGGCAAACGAGAUGGGGUGAAGUAAUAGAAAAAAUUCCUCUGGAAAGAAUAGUCGUAGAAACCGAUGCUCCUUAUUUAACACCUGAACCCUUUCGGGGACAAAUUAACUACCCGCAACAUAUAAUUCAUACUUUAACCAAAAUUGCUGAAAUCAAAAAAAUGGACAUAAAAGUGGUGGCAGAGAAAAUUUACUUGAAUACUUUAAGGGUGUUAGGAAUAAAUCUGCCAAAGUAA
Molecule: messenger RNA, 2076 nt
Organism: Racocetra fulgida
Lineage: Eukaryota; Fungi; Glomeromycota; Glomeromycetes; Diversisporales; Gigasporaceae
Source: the annotation of a GenBank genome assembly